CAGGAACCAUCGCCUUACACAUUGCUUUUCGAAUAGACUCAAGAAAGUCACUACCAGUCCAGUGAUGAGCCCUCAAUUCUUCAGCUGCAUCAUCUGCGGGGUUCCAACCCACGACUAUGAUGCAUCUACGUCUGGGUCUUGGUCGGAUCAGUUUCGUGUAAGUGAGUUAUUCUUUACCACGAGUCUUCGAACGUGUGUCUGCUAAAGCACCAGCAGUUUAUCGAAAUCCGUCUGGUCGCUUCAUUUCUGGUGUUGGUUGUCGUGAGGACAAUCGUGAAACGACGUGGGAUGCACCUUCUGAUCCUGAUCUGCGUUGGGAUGACGAACGCAGUCAUGGUUCGUUAAUAGAUGUUCAAGUGAUGAAGCAGCCCGUAGAUGAUGAUCAACAUGGAUUUGUACUUCACGAAGCAUGUUGGAAACUUCUGGAGACAGCUUUUCCAUCUAUCUUGGCAGAAAUUCCUUUGAAACGGCUCAUCGAUAUAUUUGAAUCACUGCCAUUUCCUGUUUCCAGCAAAGGCGCCUAUUGGGGCCACGACUACGGAAAACUCAUUAUGGACAUCGAGGAACAAGGACUGUAUCCUUGGGAGGAAUUCUAUUUAGCUGACACCUACCACCCGGAAGAAGGCGGUGACGUAAAUGCGAAUCCAUAUGAUGUUCCUGAUCUCCCUGCCUCGCUAUCGAUGCGUGCAGAGUAUCCACCAGAACUGUCAGUUUCGAGUCAACCUGAAAACAAGAAUCUCUUUUCAAAGCUUCCAGUGGAACUCUUGGAGAACAUAGCUCUCAAUUUGCCAACGGAAAUCGCGCUUAGUCUACGUCUCGUAUCAAAAGUCUUCUUUCCACUCUUAUACAAUCAGGCAUUUUGGGCAUCCAGAUUUGAAGAAAAUGGUGAUCGUGAUUCCGUUUUCGAGACAUGGGGUCGUCGAAAUAGUGCCGAUGAGAUGAUUGAUUGGUUGAGUUUAUAUCGCCUCACCAGUUUUACUCACUGCUCGCCAGGGCUGAAGAACAGAAGAAGGAUCUGGAGCCUGGUACAACCACUUAUUGAGACAAUUGGUCUCUCUCCCGCGGAAACAGUUGAUACGGUCUCCGAAGACCAUGAUCAUGCUUCUUUGGAGUGGACCAAGGUAGAAGGGGCUUUGACGACUCGUUACCCCAUCAGAAGUGGAUGUCGUCUUUUCGAUACACACGUCGGUUGCGUAUGUAAAGACCUCUCGAAGAUUGCAUUUUCGUUGAGCACUGUCGGAACUAUUAGCUACAUCUCAGGCAUAUGCCUAAUCUCUCGCAGCGGCUCUAAUGUAUGUCUUGGGUUGAUCUCAAAGACGAACGAAAUCAUUCGUGAAGUUACGAAAUUGAGGGGCUUCAUUCUAGCUAUGGGCUCAAUGGGACUUCAUGCACUACAAGUCAUUCAAGAGGACUCAAGAGUUUCUGAAUGGAUUGGAUUUCCAGGUAACGCACCUCGAACAGAGCGUCUCAUCGGGUUUCGCAGUAUUGAUUUCCUCCAGGUAGGAUGUGAUGUAAGUACAAGAUCCUGCCCUCCCAUUCAAAGCCACCGAGGCCUAAUAUUCCAAUUUAGGGCUUUAAGAUCGUUAGUUUCGGGAUCUCUCCUUCUGUGCAGACAACAGAAGUUGAAUCCCAGUCAUUGCACAAAACAGCCCUUUGGUACCCUUAUUAUACCUCCGCCAAUACUGUGUCUCAAUGAACCAUCGUAUACGGCGGGGCCCAAACUCAGCGCUGAAUACAAUCCAUUAUUCUGGAUCCAUUUUGGUGGCCCUGGUGGGUGCAAGCUUAAGCACCUAACUAGUGUUUCAUUCGACAUCGCACAAGGUUUUUUUGGAUUGGAAUUCCAUUACGGGGCAGGCCCUGGACAUGAGACCUGCAAACUUGGUCGCUACGUACAUUCCGACAGCUCUGAAGAGGAACAUUUCCUCAUCGAUGGUCCUGGAGGCGAGGUCAUCGAAUCUGUAGAAGUGAUUCUUGAGCACCUUAACAUAUUUGAUUUCCUUAGGGAUGGCAUCUUGAAGGCUGUGAAAGUAAUAUGCUCAACUUAUACCCAAUGUUUGUCUUCUUUCAACCUCCAGAACUAAUAUGUCUUCUGUAUAGCUUACAACCAAUUGCAACCGUUCCUUCCAAGGGGGUUUUCUAUGGGGACAUGGUGGUACCACAGUAACCCUACCUCUGACAAUCACGCCGGGAACCACUCUCACAGGCUUUUAUGCCAGUAAGGUAAGUAGAUAUUCUACGCUGAUUGAGGAUGAAGUAGCUGACAGAAUAUUAAAGCAUAUACAAUUUGUUCUCAUCAGUAUAGGUGCCAUUUCCGAGGUGGUUGAUAAGUGAUGGCACGAAUUUCUUGACUCUUUAGUGAAAUAUUGAUCAUUAUCACAUAUUUACUCUUCUGAGAACCUUAGCUCGAUUAAAUGAGAUAGUGUAAAUGAAAGCUGGAUUUAUCGGACC
Messenger RNA from Hymenoscyphus albidus, 2448 nucleotides. Lineage: Eukaryota; Fungi; Ascomycota; Leotiomycetes; Helotiales; Helotiaceae. The record is from the annotation of a GenBank genome assembly.